Rhizophagus irregularis DAOM 181602=DAOM 197198 is the source of this 1155-nucleotide messenger RNA. RefSeq lists its product as uncharacterized. Gene Ontology annotation, biological process: oxaloacetate transport; phosphate ion transmembrane transport; thiosulfate transport. NCBI's taxonomy places the organism in Eukaryota, Fungi, Glomeromycota, Glomeromycetes, Glomerales, Glomeraceae. The record is from RefSeq and is a predicted model, not a curated record. Gene Ontology annotation, molecular function: malate transmembrane transporter activity; thiosulfate transmembrane transporter activity; succinate transmembrane transporter activity.
UUUAUAAUUUAAUAAUAAUAUUGUAUUUAAUUAUUGUUUCCUUGAAUUUUAUUUAAAUAGAAACAAAAUAUAGAUAAUAAUGGGUUCUGUAAAAUCAAAUAAAAUCAUUUCAUUACCUUCACCUUCUUCAGCAUCAAGGAGGAUUGAAUAUCCAUUUUGGUUUGGAGGGGCGGCAUCAUGUAUUGCUUGUACAGUUAGUCAUCCAUUAGAUUUAACCAAAGUAAGGUUACAAACAACACAUGGAGUAAAUAAAGCAUCAACAAUUUAUACCAUGAUACAAAUAAUAAAAACUGAAGGUAUUUUAGGAUUAUAUAGUGGUUUAUCCGCUAGUAUAUUAAGACAAAUUACUUAUUCUACUAUGAGAUUUGGUGUUUAUGAUAAAUUGAAAAAUUUAAUAUCAAAAAAUCAGGAACAAUUGCCUUUUACAAAAAAGAUUUUAUGCGCAUCAAUAGCUGGAUCUAUAGGUGGAGCUUUUGGUAAUCCAGCAGAUUUAGUUAUGGUUCGUAUGCAAAAUGAUGCAAAAUUACCACUAGAAAAUCGUAGAAAUUAUAAACAUGCUCUUGAUGGAUUAUAUCGUAUUGUAAAAGAAGAUGGUUUUCGAGGUUUAACAAGAGGAAUUGGUCCAAAUGUGAAUCGUGCUAUUUUAAUGAAUUCUUCUCAAUUGGCUACUUAUGAUCAAACCAAACAAAUGUUAUUAUCUACUAAAAUUUUUAAAGAUAAUAUUAUCACUCAUUUUGUUAGUAGCGUUAUGGCGGGAUUGGUGGCUACAACUGUUUGUUCUCCUGUUGAUGUUAUUAAAACUCGUGUUAUGAAUUCUUCAUCACAAGCAAAGAGUAUUAUGCAAGUUUUAUCAACUAUUAUUCGUGCUGAAGGUCCUUUAGCUUUAUUUAAAGGUUGGGUACCAGCUUUUGUAAGAUUAGGUCCACAUACUGUUGUUACUUUUAUGGUACUUGAACAAAUUAAAAAUUUAUAUGAUAAAAGAUUAGCUUUUAAAUCCGAAAAAGCUAGUGCUACUUUAUCUUGAUUUAAGAUAAAAAUAUUAUUUUUUUUGUCAUAUAUUUUUAUAUUAUAUUUAUUCAUAUUUAAUUAUAUAAAUAGAUAAUAGACAAGAUUUAUAGAUUAUUUAAUGUGAGGACUUUUUUCGGUAUCUUUCUA